AUGGAUGAAGACAUCAUAUUCUGGAAAUGGGUGAACCCGUCUUACAUCGGCAUUAUUACCGCCAAAUGUGUAUACCAUUGGCAUAUUGAAGGGACUGGCGGGCCAAAGAAGAUCUUUGAUAGACAUUCUUCGCUGGAAAACUGUCAAAUUAUCAACUAUAAGUGUAAUUCCGAUCUUUCUUGGUGUUUUCUGGUCGGCAUUUACGCCAAAGAUCAAGGCGUUGGCGGAACCAUUCAACUAUUUUCGCAAUCAAAGUCGGCCAGCCAAAUUAUCGAUGGGCAUGCGGCAGCCUUUGCCGAUUUGCUGAUGAAAUCGGAGUAUUCAACGUACACGGUAAAGCUGUUUUGCUUUGCAUCGAGGGCUUCGACGUCCCUUUCCAAGGUUUCGUCCGACAUUUUCUUCCCAACCGAUGCUCCUGGUGAUUUUCCAGUUGCGCUACAAAUUGGGCAUCGGUUUGACAUCAUCUACAUGAUCACCAAGCUGGGCUUUAUUCAUCUGUAUGAUCUGCAAUCUGGCGCUUGCAUUUUUAUGAAUCGAGUGUCAACGGAUACCAUUUUUGUGACCACCGAGUAUACCCCGGACUCGGGCAUUAUAGGAGUCUUGUCGGUGUCAAUAUCGGAGGAAAACAUCAUCCAACAUCUUGUCGAGGUGGUGCAAAAUCCCAAGCUUGCCAUUAAGCUUGCUUUGAAGGGCAAUUUCCCCGGUGCUGAACAGCUCAUUUUUACCGAAUUCCAUGCGCUCGUUGAAAAGGGCAAAAUGUUGGAGGCAGUCACGCUUGCAGCCCGCUCGCCCAAUGGCUAUUUUGCGCCUGCUGGGCAGUUGGCGCCGUUGCUGCAGUAUUUUGCGAUUAUUUUGGAAAAUGAUCGCCUAACGGAGUAUGAAACCAUUGAGCUCUCAACUUUGCUGAUUUCGCAAAGCAAAAACGAAUUGCUCAAAAAAUGGUUUGAAGAGGACAAGCUUACUUGCUCCCAGGAGUUUGGGGACAUCCUGCAGCCGAUAUAUCCUCGAUUUGCGGCAGAAGUGUACAAAAAAAGCAGAUGCCAUUCCAAGGUGCUCGAAUCGUACAUGAUCAUUGGCCUAUAUGCGGAUGCCAUUGAGUAUGCAAAGCUCCACAAGCUCAAGCCAGACUAUGAAUAUUUGCUAAACAUUGCCAUCAAAAGCAAUGCGCCUGAAAGCACGUCGCUUUCCAAAAUGCUGCUGUCAAGCAACCCGCCUCUGCUGACGAUCGGAACUGUUUUUGCUUGCUAUUGUGAAGGUGGAUAUAUUGACGAGCUCUAUGUGGCGAUGAGGGAAAUUCUGCAAACCAACACACCGGAAUGCGGGGCCCAUCAAACUAGGCUUCUUGAAAUCCUUUUUGACUACAACGUAAAUAUUGCUGCAGAUGUGCUUUCAAAGCACAUUUUUACCGCUUACGACAAGGAUCGAGUGGCUCAGCUGUGUGAAAACAAUCACAUGAUCAUGCUUGCUUUGGAAAAUUAUACCUCCAUAGAGGACAUCAAACGGCUGAUAGUGCGAACAGACGUUUUGGAUUUCAAGUUCAUCAGCUUUUUCUUUUCAAAGCUUUCCGUAUCGAAGGCUUUGGAGUGUCUUGCUGCUUUGUUGAAAAGCGACAUUUCAAAAAAUCUGCGCAUCUGCAUCGAGGUAGCUAGCAAUCGCAUCGCUGAUAUCAAGCCGUCCUCUUUUGUUCUGAUUCUUGAAUCGUUUGAUUGCGACGAAGGCAUAUUUCUGUAUUUGCAGCGCGUGAUCAACGGCAUCAGCGAUCCUGAAAUCCAUGCUCUAUAUUUUAAACUGCUGAUAAGAUAUGCUUCUGUGGAUGAUAUUGCAUCGUUUGCCAAUGUGGUAAAUGUGGCAAACCCGAUUGUUUAUUGCCAACAAAUGGCGGAAAAAUUUACGCAAUAUCAAGAGCAGCAACCACUGCUGAUCAUAUGCAGCAAAUAUGGAUUGGAAGAGUUCUUUUUUGACUUCAUCCUAAAGAUGGGGUAUCACGACCUUUCUGUUGAAUAUGUAAAAUACAAUCCGCAUACGCUGCCUUCCGUGAUUGCCUUCAUUUUGGACCGGUAUGAGGGCGAUCAAGAUACCCUCGUCGGUGUUCUGUUGAGCGACUUUACCUCUUUUUUGAGCAACGAUGAAGUCUUUGAGCUUGUGGAGCUUUUGCAAAAGCACGACAAACUAUAUCUGCUGAUCCCCUGGAUUCAGUCAACAUUGAUGGACAAUUCGCACAAAUACGACAAAACACUGCUGGCAAAUGCCGUUGCCAAGUCGCUUCCGAUGUCGUCCGAUGAGCUGGUUGCUUUUCUGAAGCAAAACCCGUAUUAUGACAGGAGAUUGGUUGGCAAGUUUUUCCAGGCAAAAAACAACCCCCGCUUGGCCUCCAUCUGCUACUCUACGGCAGAGCUAGCCGAUGAGCUGAUGGAGCUGUCGCUGGAAACUCUUCAGUACGGCGAAUUGAUCCCUUUUCUGCUGAAAAUGAAAGAUGCCACAAAGUGGGGCCAUUUUUUAUCAAAUGCAUCCUUCAAUAAGGAGGAGUUCUUGGCCAAGACUUCCAAAGAUGCCGAUUCAUUUGCCAUUCUCAUCAAGGUGUUGAUCAUCUCCAAAAAGACCUCCAUCCUUCUUCCUGUGUUGGAAGUACUGGUGCUGGAAAACGAGCAUUUUUCGAAGAACAAAAAUUUGCAAACCCUUUUCAUGGUCACUUUGGCAAAGGUUUUGCAUUUUCCUCUUUCUCCCUCCAUCAAAUUGAAGGCGUACGACUCCAAAGAGGUUGCCGAUGCUGCAAUCAAGGAGGGCCUGUAUGAGCAGGCAUACCUUAUCCACAAGGCCGCAGGAAACUUGAAAGAGGCUGCAGAAAUUCUAAUCAAAAACAUGAAUGACCUCGACAAGGCCACCGAGUUUGCAGAUAAGUACCGUGUUCCUUUUAUUUACCAACUUUUGGCCAAUGAACAAUUUUCUAACCACCUUAUAAAAGAAAGUAUUAGCAGCUUUAUAAAGGCCGACGACUUUUCCAAAUAUGCCCAAGUCGUUCCCAAGGCCAAAGAGGCUGGAUGCCUUGAAAGCCUGGUUUCUUACAUCGAGCUGGCCAGGGUCAAAUACAAGGAGCAAUUUCUGGAUACCGAGCUUUUGUAUUGCCUUGCGUUUUUGGAAAAGUUUUCAAAGCUUCAGGCUUUUCUGUCUGCUCCCCACAAAGCACGCGCGCUUUCAACGUCCACAACAAACAAAAGCCACGCAAAAAUCUUUUCAAUGGCCCUCGACAAAGGGUUGUUUGAUUUCUCGUGUGAUCUUGUUUGCAUAGUGGUGUUGAAAUCGCCGCACUCGCUCCAAUCGGUUGAAGCCCUGUGCCAGGAGUAUGAGAAAAGAGGCCUUGUCACGGAACUGGUGUCGAUGCUUGAAAAACUGCUCGCUUCGGCUGCUCAACACUCGGCAAAGAAAACGCUAACCUCGAUGUUGUGUCUUGUCAAGCUCAAAUAUUACCCAGACACGUUCUUGGAUUGUUUGCAAAGCUCCAGUUCGGCAUGCGUUGACUUUUCUUGGCUCACCGAGAAGAUUGUGGCUGUUUUCCCGGAUGCCGUUUGUGUUUAUCAGAAAAUCGGCCUGUUUUUCUGGUCCAACACCCCUUCCAAGGCGUUGGAGUAUGUGUUCAAGUAUCCCGCUGUGCUGUCCAUACAUGAUGACCUGCUUAAAACAACAUAUCCAAGGUGUGUGCGCCAGCUCGCUUCUGACGACGACAUGAUGGAAAGAACGUUUUUGUUGCAUCUUUCGCUUUUUCCGCGAGACGUGUUUCGCUUUUUCAAGGAAAUCCCGCUCUCCCAAAACAGCAUUCAGAAGAUCUUUGCAAAGAUAAAUUCGUCCAACCAGCUAUCGAUGGCACCGUGCUUUGAGCUCGUUCAGCACUAUCAUGAGCGCUAUGAUGUUGAAUCGAUUAACAGCAUAUUCCACGACAUGUGUCUCAAAAGGUGCGACUACAAGUCCAUUGAAAGCUCCAUCAACUCAAAGUCAAACUUCAACAAACAAGCCUUGCUCGACACACUCGCCAGCAUUUCUACCACGGAGUGCACGUUUUUGUCCGGGUGUCUUUACCUUAAAAUGGGGCUGCAUGCCAAGGCUUUUGAAACCUUUGAUCACAUCCACUGCACUUCUGCCAUCCUUUUAUCGCUCAAGGCUUCCAGGUGCACCGAGCUUGUGCUUCAAGCGCUCGAGGUUUUCCAUAAAAGAAAUCACAUCUCGACUUUUACUUUAACUCUGUUCCAUUGCUUUGAUUUCACUCCCUUCCAUUCGCUGCUAUCUCUGAUCUGGCUGAACGCAUCGUACUCUCAAGCCUUUCUUGAUGCCUCUUUCCCGCUGAUCAUUGCGAAAACACAUGAACUGGAGUGCCAUUUAAAUAAACAAAGUACUAACUAG
Messenger RNA from Mitosporidium daphniae, 4392 nucleotides. RefSeq names its product clathrin heavy chain. Gene Ontology annotation, biological process: intracellular protein transport; vesicle-mediated transport. Gene Ontology annotation, cellular component: clathrin coat of trans-Golgi network vesicle; clathrin coat of coated pit; clathrin complex. Bases 1 to 4392 code for a protein of 1463 amino acids. The transcript has 8 exons. Lineage: Eukaryota; Fungi; Microsporidia. The record is from RefSeq and is a predicted model, not a curated record. Gene Ontology annotation, molecular function: structural molecule activity; clathrin light chain binding.